Molecule: messenger RNA, 621 nt
Organism: Ascoidea rubescens DSM 1968
Lineage: Eukaryota; Fungi; Ascomycota; Saccharomycetes; Ascoideales; Ascoideaceae
Exons: 1
Coding region: 1-621 (206 amino acids)
Source: RefSeq, a predicted model, not a curated record
AUGCCUUUGUUACACAAGUCUAGUCAAUUGUUGCCCAAACCGGUUUCAUACAAGUUGAAUCCCAGAAGAUCACCAAUCAUAACCAAUAAAGCCAGAAAGCUAUUCUUUUAUGUUCUUGCUUUGAUAGUGUUUGGAUACAUUAUUUUGGAGAUAGUUGGCGCACGAAAUGGCGAUGCAAAUCCCAAUGGAAAUGAAAAUAGCUUGAAACAGAAUAAAGUUGAGAAUUUUAAUACUGCAAAGGAGUUGAAUUCAAAGAACUUGAAUGGCAAAGUCCAAAAUCCAGAUAAUAAAGAAGAUAUAUUGAUCAACAAUAAUAAAUUGAUCAACAAUGGAAUCUUGGAAGAUUUUAAAGAGGUUCCUAAAUCCAAUUUGAAAAACAUUGUUGAUGAUGGUAAUACUAAAAACAAGGAUCAAAAGGAAAUAAUAAAGGAUAAAGACUCUAAAUUUGAUCCAAGUUUUAAAUUCAAGCUAAAUGACGAAUCGGUAUUAGAUUCCAAUUUGAGUCCAAAAGAUGAUGUUCAAAAUAUUGAUUUAGAUGCAGAAGGUGAACCUGAAAUCGAGGUUAUAAAUAGAAAAUCGAUUAAAAAGAAACCGAUAAUAAAUUUACAAGAUGUUGAAUAA